Molecule: messenger RNA, 7738 nt
Organism: Paramormyrops kingsleyae
Lineage: Eukaryota; Metazoa; Chordata; Actinopteri; Osteoglossiformes; Mormyridae
Source: RefSeq, a predicted model, not a curated record
UGCCAGGAUCUCCGGCCAAGCCUGUUCAGUGUGUGAGCCAACUUCAUCUCAGGCGCUUCACUGACUGAACCCUGGUCUAUCUCCAGCUGCCACCGUACCUGUUUGGGGUUGAGAGAAGGAACGAGUUGCAAGCCAACCUGAAGCUGCAAGCGCCUCUGGAUUAACCUUCCGCCACUGUAUCCGAGCCCCUGUUCACCUGAAGCAGGUUCUGUGCUGAUUACUGGCCGGCUGUAUGGGAUUUUAACGCCGUGCUCUGUGCUCCUGGAAGUAACCGCGAGUCUCCGUCAACAAGCUUGAGGGCUUCCCCUGCUCAGUCCGUGUCUUUAAUUCCCUUUGGAUUCGUGUAGCUGACAUGGGUGUCAGCCUAUGAUCGUCUGAGAGCGGCAGUGACAAGAGGGACCCGGAGGAGCCGUGCCGACCAGGAAGAUGGUGCCUAGCUGCCGCCCGCCGGCGCUCGCGCUGCUGCUGCUGCUGGGUCACAUGACGCCCUCGUGUCGCGCAGAUAGCUUGCCAACCUUCAUCAAAUCUCCGGAUGACCAGACGGGCAUUUCUGGGGGGGUGGCCUCCUUCGUCUGCCAGGCGGUGGGCGAGCCCAAGCCCCGCAUCACCUGGAUGAAAAAGGGCAAGAAGGUCAGCUCACAACGCUUCGAGGUGAUCGAGUUUGACGACGGCUCGGGGUCUGUGCUGCGCAUCCAGCCCCUACGAGCCCACCGAGAUGAGGCCAUCUACGAGUGCACGGCCACCAACAGCAUGGGCGAGAUCAACACCAGCGCCAAGCUCACUGUCCUCGAAGAGGACCAGAUCCCGCACGGCUUCCCCUCCAUCGACAUGGGCCCUCAGCUAAAGGUGGUGGAGCGGACGCGCACGGCUACCAUGCUGUGCGCCGCCAGCGGCAACCCUGACCCCGAGAUCUUCUGGUUCAAGGACUUUCUGCCCGUGGACAUCGGGGGCAGCAACGGCCGCAUCAAGCAGCUGCGUUCAGGUGGUACACCAAUCAGAGGAGCGCUGCAGAUCGAGAACAGCGAGGAGUCCGACCAGGGCAAGUACGAGUGCGUGGCGACUAACAGCGCCGGCACCCGCUACUCGGCCCCAGCCAACCUCUACGUACGCGAUCAACGCGAAGUCCGCCGUGUCCCGCCCCGCUUCUCCAUCCCCCCCACCAACCACGAGGUCAUGCCGGGCGGCAGCGUCAACCUCACCUGCGUGGCGGUGGGCUCCCCCAUGCCCUACGUCAAGUGGAUGCUGGGCCUGGUGGAGCUCACCCGGGAGGAGGAGAUGCCGGUGGGCCGCAACGUCCUGGAGGUCUCCAACAUCCGCGAGUCGGCCAACUACACCUGCGUGGCCAUCUCCUCGCUGGGCAUGAUCGAGGCCACUGCGCAGAUCUCCGUCAGAGCCCCUCGUCCGCCCGCCUCCCUGAUGGUGACAGAGACCACAGCCACCAGCGUCACACUGACCUGGGACUCGGGCAACUCGGAACCAGUCUCCUAUUACAUCAUCCAGUACAAGCCCAAGGUGUCAGACAAUGGCUUCCAGGAAGUGGACGGUGUGGCCACCACGCGCUACAGCAUCGGCGGCCUCAGCCCCUACUCCGAGUAUGAGUUCAGCGUCAUGGCGGUGAACAACAUCGGGCGCGGGCCGCCCAGUGAUGCAGUGGAGGCGCGCACGGGCGAGCAGGCACCCUCCUCGCCGCCUCUGCAUGUGCAGGCACGCAUGCUGAGCUCCAGCACCAUGCUGGUGCAGUGGGAGCCGCCGGAGGAGCCCAACGGGCAGAUCCGCGGCUACCGCGUCUACUACACGCUAAGCCACAGCGCCCCCCUCAGUACCUGGCAGAAGCACAACACCGACGACAGCCGGCUGACCACCAUCUCAGGGCUGCAGACGGACAUGACCUACAGCAUCCGGGUGCUGGGCUUCACCUCGGUGGGGGACGGGCCCCCCUCUGACGUCCUGCAGGUUAAAACCCAGCAGGGUGUGCCGGCCCAGCCGUCCAACUUUGAGGCAGAGGCCGAGCUGGACACCCGCAUCAUGCUGACCUGGCUCUGGCCUGUCCAGGAGUCCAUUACCCGCUACGAGCUCAGCUACUGGGAGGCCAACUCCGAUAUCAAGAUGGAUAAGACCUUUAGCCCCACGGGGUCCUACGCUGUCGACGGCCUGAAGCCAGACACCCUGUACAAAUUCAUGCUGGCGGCUCGCUCCGAAAUGGGGCUGGGAGUCUACACCCCGCCCAUCGAGGCCCGGACGGCACAGUCCACGCCCUCCGCACCUCCUCAGGAGGUACACCUGCUCAGCCUGAGCUCAACCAGCAUCAAGGUGAGUUGGGUGGCCCCGCCUGCCGACAGCCAGCAUGGCGCCAUCACGGCGUACACGGUGGCUUACCGGGCGGCGCAGGGCGAGGACGCCCAGCGCCACGAGGUGACAGGCUUCGCGGCCGACGCCACCAGCUGCGUGCUGGAGGGCCUGGAGAAGUGGACCGAGUAUGAGGUGUGGGUGCGUGCGCACACGGACGUGGGGCCCGGACCCGAGAGCCCCGUCACCCACGUCCGCACCAGUGAGGACGUGCCCGGCGCCCCUCCCAGGAAGGUGGAGGCGGAGCCUGUGAACUCCACGGCCAUCAGGGUGACCUGGAAGGCACCUCUCUCCACCAAGCAGCACGGGCAGAUCCGUGGCUACCAGGUCAUCUACUCGCGGAUGGAGAAUGGCCAGCCCAACAUCCUGGACGUGGCACUGCCCGAAGCCCAGGAGGCCAUAAUCACCGGGCUGCUCGCCGAAACAUCCUACUCAGUGACGGUGGCUGCCUACACCACCAAGGGGGACGGAGCCCGUAGCAAGGCCAAGACAGUGAAGACCACUGGGGCAGUUCCUGGCAAGCCCACCAUGCUGAUCAGCACGACCAUCGGCAACACGGCCCUGAUCCAGUGGCAGCCGCCCAAGGAGAUGGUGGGCGAGCUCAUGGGAUACCAGCUGCAGUACAAGCGGGACGAGGAGGAGGCCUACACCGUCAAAGACUUCCGGAGGACUGACGACCACUACACCGUCACCGGCCUGCACAAGGGUGCCACCUACAUCUUCAAGUUGUCCGCCAAGAAUCGCGCGGGCACCGGCGAGGAGUACGUGAAGGAGAUCAGCACGCCGGACGACAUGCCGAGCGGCUUCCCGCAGAACCUGCGCGUGGUAGGCCUCACCACCACCACCACCAAACUGGCCUGGGACCCACCCCUGCUCUCUGAGCGCAACGGGCGCAUCGUGCAGUACCUGGUGGUCUACCGGGACAUCAACAGCCAGCAGAACAGCACCAACAGCACCACCGAGACCCAGAUGACUCUGCACGGCCUAAAGCCCGAGACCACCUACGACAUCCGUGUGCGGGCCUUCACCGUCAAGGGUGGGGGGCCCAUCAGCCCCAGCAUCCAGAGCCGCACCAUGUCCACCACGCCAGCCUUCGCCUCGAACUUCGCUGUGAAGGCCGUGAUGAAGACGUCGGUGCUGCUCGCCUGGGACGUCCCUGAGAACUACAAGUCCCAGCUGCCCUUUAAGAUCCUCUAUAACCAGCAGAGUGUGGAGGUCCAAGGCAACCUGAAGAGGAAGCUGAUCACCAAGCUGCAGCCCAACACCAACUACUCCUUCGUGCUGAUGAGCCGCGGCAACAGUGCGGGGGGGCUGCAGCAGCAGGUCUCCAUCCGUACGUCCCCCGACAUGCUGAAGAGCAAACCGGUGCUAUACAACCGCAGCCAGGAGGAGGCCGGCAAGCUCACCAUCACCCUGCCCCACGUGCAGACCAAGGCUGCCAUCAGGUGGUACUACAUCGUGGUGGUGCCCAUCGCUCACGCGGCGACCCGCCACAUGGAGAACCCGGACGACAUGGACCUGGAUGAGCUACUGGAGGUCGGCGAGGACGGUGGUUUGCGGAGACGUCGCCGUCAGGUGGAUUCGGCCAAGCCCCACAUCGCCGCCAAGUUGGAGACCCUCCCGGAGACCUUCACGCUGGGCGAUGAGAAGUACUACAACGGCUUCUACAACAAGCCCCUCUCCAGCCACCAGCAGUACCAGUGCUUUGUGCUCGCGGCGCUGAAGGACCAGGACUCAACGUUUGUGGCCAGCCCCUACUCGGAGCCCAUCAAGGUGAGCUCACACGUGUCGGCGUCCAUCGAGGAGCAGCCUGAGAUGCUGUGGGUGAUGGGCCCUGUCCUGGCCGUCGUGCUCAUCGUCAUUAUUGUCAUCGCCAUCCUGCUCUUCAAGAGCAAAGAAGAAAGGAAACGGGCCUCCCCCUCCCCCAAGGACGAGCACCCCGCUGGCGUGAAGGACUGCCUGCUGGCUCACUCCUCAGACCCCGUGGAGAUGAGACGUCUUAACUACCAGACCCCAGGUCCCAGUGCCCCCAGUUGCCCGAACACUCAAAGCAUGAGAGAGCACCCACCGAUCUCCAUAAGUGAACUGGCCGACCACAUCGAGCGACUCAAAGCCAACGACGGCCUUCGGUUCUCACAGGAAUAUGAGUCUAUAGACCCUGGCCAGCAGUUCACGUGGGAGAACUCAAACCUCGAGGUGAACAAGCCAAAGAACCGCUAUGCAAAUGUCAUUGCAUAUGACCACUCUCGAGUCAUCCUCAGCUCCAUCGAUGGUGUGCCAGGAAGCGACUACAUCAACGCCAACUAUAUUGAUGGCUACCGCAAGCAGAAUGCCUACAUCGCUACACAGGGCCCACUGCCCGAGACUCUGAGCGACUUCUGGAGGAUGGUGUGGGAACAGAGGUCUGCCACAAUCGUGAUGAUGACCCGAUUAGAAGAAAAGUCCAGGGUUAAGUGUGACCAGUACUGGCCAACCCGAGGCCCGGAGACCUAUGGCAUGAUCCAGGUGACCAUGCUGGAUACGGUGGAGCUGGCCACCUACAGUGUACGCACCUUCGCCCUCUACAAGAAUGGCUCCAGUGAGAAGAGGGAGGUCCGGCAAUUUCAGUUUGUGGCCUGGCCAGACCACGGCGUUCCAGAGUACCCUACACCCAUCCUGGCCUUCCUGCGCCGUGUCAAGUCAUGCAACCCGCCAGAUGCCGGCCCCAUGGUGGUGCACUGCAGCGCUGGUGUGGGUCGCACAGGCUGCCUGAUCGUCAUCGAGGCCAUGCUGGAACGCAUGAAGCACGAGAAGAGCGUGGACAUCUAUGGCCACGUGACAUGCAUGCGUGCCCAGCGCAACUACAUGGUGCAGACGGAGGACCAGUACAUCUUCAUUCAUGAGGCGCUGCUGGAAGCUGCCACCUGCGGCAACACUGAAGUCCCCGCCCGCAACCUCUACUCCCACAUCCAGAAGCUCACCCAGGUCUCGAUUGGGGAGACAGUCACCGCCAUGGAGCUGGAGUUCAAGAGACUGGCCAACUCCAAAGCACACACCUCCAGGUUCAUCAGUGCAAACCUUCCCUGCAACAAGUUCAAGAACCGGCUGGUGAACAUCAUGCCGUUUGAGUCGACUCGGGUGUGCCUGCAGCCCAUUCGCGGGGUGGAGGGCUCCGACUACAUCAAUGCCAGCUACAUCGACGGUUACAGGCAGCAGAAGGCCUACAUCGCCACACAGGGCCCCCUGGCAGAGACCACUGAGGACUUCUGGAGGAUGCUUUGGGAGCACAAUUCCACCAUCGUGGUGAUGUUGACCAAGCUGAGGGAGAUGGGCCGAGAGAAGUGCCAUCAGUACUGGCCCGCAGAGCGCUCUGCCCGCUACCAAUACUUCGUGGUGGACCCCAUGGCAGAGUACAACAUGCCCCAGUACAUCCUGAGAGAGUUCAAGGUCACUGAUGCCAGGGAUGGCCAGUCCAGGACCAUCCGGCAGUUCCAGUUCACCGAUUGGCCUGAACAGGGCGUGCCAAAAACCGGGGAGGGCUUCAUCGAUUUCAUUGGCCAAGUGCACAAAACCAAGGAGCAGUUUGGGCAGGAUGGACCAAUCACUGUGCACUGCAGUGCCGGUGUGGGCAGGACUGGUGUCUUCAUCACCCUGAGCAUCGUGCUAGAGAGGAUGAGGUACGAGGGCGUGGUCGACCUCUUCCAGACGGUGAAGACACUACGGACCCAGCGGCCAGCCAUGGUGCAAACAGAGGACCAGUACCAGCUGUGCUACAGGGCAGCUCUGGAGUACCUGGGCAGCUUUGACCACUAUGCAACGUAACCACUCCUGGAAAGCCCCGGAAUCCCUUCAGGAGUGCCAAGUGUUCCUUCUGAGCCAUUUCCACCCACCUGAUUCUGUACAGAGCUGCCAGAGGGGAGAGGGGGAUGGGCAUGCGGCGGACAGGACUGGCCAGCCGUCAAUCAAGGUGGUCCGCCCCCCCCCCCGGCUGGCACAGAGCUUUAAAAGAAAAAAAAAAACCUCCACAGAAUCCAACAGCUGUGAGUGGCAGGCUGGCAUGAACAGAACAUGUGACAUCCCUCCCUUUCCUGUCCUUAUUCAAAACGGCAAACCGUGAUUUUGUUUUUUUUAAUUAUCAUUAUCGUUUAUAUUAUCAUCAUUGAAAUAAUAUUUAGAUUCAUGUUUUUUAUAAUCAUUUAAUAUUUGUUAUUUUCUUUAUUCUUAACUUCCUGUCUGCGUUUCUUUUUACUUUUUCCUUCAUCUCUGUAGGUUAUUUUAGCAUAAGGGACAUGUAUUUUAAACACGUCCCUGGAUACUAAUACUGGAGAAACCACUGUUUCCUAAGCUGCUGUCAGUUUCAUUUUAUUUUAUUUUUACCAUGAUUUUAUUACUCUCAUUCUUAUUUUUCUUGUGUGUAAUUUGAUCUUAUCCAUUGGAAUGGGGGAUAACUUUUAUAAGUCUUUUCACUUCCAGGUACUUUAUAAAAAAAAAGAGAUGAAUAUUAGAAAACAAAUAAAAUCAUGCCAGAGGUCUAGUGGUACUAUAUAAAUCCAUUAGGAAAAGAAAAGUGAAUUAACUGAAGAUAUCAGCUGUGUACAGAUCCUAACUUCGUUCUCAAUAGCUGUUAACUGUGAUUUCAUGAGCAAACAUGGCUUACAGAGGAGCUACCCCCCCCCUCUCCGAGCAACAGCGAUGAAUGGAGCAGAGCAGGGGGCCCGAAACACAUCGAAAGCCCUGAACGCCUUCUGCUCCUGCCCUUUAGCCCGCAGUAUGGCUUAUUACCAAAUUUCGCUGCUUUAGGUGGUUGGGGGGGGAGUGGGCAGGAUAGAGAGGCACGUUAGGGACUGAAGCACAAACAAAUAACAUCCACCUGUACAGCUAAAGGUCAUCCAGCAGGGGGCAAGAGAAGCCUUGCAACCCGCAGAUAGGCCUGGUAUUAUUUUUAUAAAUAUAUAAAUAUAUACAUGCAUAUAUACAUUUGUUGCUAUCCUGCAACGACAUUAAAAGUUGAUGAAUAUUCCACUCAGUAAUCUUUGAUUCUCUCAGAAAAUCUCAGCAGAUGUGGGAUCACGGCAAAAGAGAGAGAAUGAUUUUUCUCUCCGCUAGUCUGUGUUAAAGGUGAAAUGUUCUAACUCACAUCACGCCACCCGCCGACCCUGGAGGGCCACGCCUACAGACGGAGCAGCCAAUGGGCAGCCAACACACGGUGGAGGAAUUCUACGUGUAAUCAACAGUGCAUUUUGAGAUGAGGGACUGAAAUAUCUAUGAACCUUUCAUUUCUACCUUGUGUAUGCAUAGUGCUGUAGGGUUCAAUCUGUUGUAUACACAGUCUGUUUUCUAUUUGUUAAUAAAAACGAAAAACGGUGCAAAAAAACUCCUUGAUGUUAAUAAAGUUGAAUAAUUGGGUUUUGUA